ACGAAAAGAUUGGCUAGAAAAUUACGUGCUAAACUGAAGAAUCAGACCUCAAAGAAAGUGUCAAACAUCCAAACACUAGGUAUGCUAGCUCCGGUAAGCCCUCAAGGAGAGGAAGUUUUUAGGUUUCUGGGUAUGCUUUUUUUUUGUUUGUAAUCUAAAAUUUUUGUAUAAGAGUUUCUGAUAAAAAUUGGUAUCAUCAGGCUUCCUACAAAACUUUUUGGUGUCAUGAUCAUGAAUUGUGCAAAGAGGUUAUUAAGCUUAAAGUUUGUACAAGGGGAUGUUUCUCAUAAAAAUUAGCAUAAUAUUCUGGCUUCCUACAAGUGGCUGAGUUGUUUCUUUUUGGUGUCAUGAAAUGUUGCAAAGAGGUUACUCAUGGAGCUUGUUUGGAAAACAUGGCAGUGGGUUGGAAAUAGUCUAUACCUUGUCUUCUCGGUUGAUGAGUAGUCUUCCAAGUUACCAUAUGAGGCUUCUUAGAGGACUUAAACUCAUAGGUUAGAUUUUCCUUAAAAAUGGCAUAUGGUCUCAAUCUCAUCAUUAACAAUUUUCAUCUCUUCAGUUAUUAGUUAUUUCUUUUACUUCAUAUGGUGGAUUAGCCCCAAUCUAAACUUCUAAACCCCCUCCCCAAAUCCAUACCCAAAUCCAAAUGUGUUUCAGGAGUACAAUGAGUCAAUUGAGUCCAACUAGGCUCCCUUCAUGGUGGAGUUUGAUUCAUACCUUGAAACAUAUCAUACUAUCUUGAGAUGACUGGUGAACCUUGUUGCUAUAACCAAACAUGGUAAGAGCUAGGAAGGAGUUGAUGUGUUAAUGCUUGAGAGCUAUAUCUAAUGGAUGCACAAGUGUAACAAGCCUCAGAUCAAUGCUAUGUAAGUUUCUAGUUUUCAAUCUAAUGCUUUCUAUUCCAUCCAAUUUCUUCUACUUUUUGUGAACCUUGUUGCCAUAGCCAAAUACAGCAGGAUCUAGGAAGGAGUUGAUGUGUUGGUGCUUGGAGCUAUGUGUGGUGGAUGUACAAGCAUAUAGAACAAGCUCCAUGUCAAUGUUAUGUAAGUUUCUGGUUUUUGAUCUAAGGCCUUCUAUUCCAUCCAAAUUCUUUGGUUUUUGUGCUCCUAGAGCAAGUUUUUUAUUUUGAAAUCCAACAGGUUAAUUUAAGUUCUAACUUUCUUCUUGGGUUUUAGGUUUUUUUCUUGUCUUUUUCUUUUUCAAUUAUGGAACUCCAAGGAUUGUUCAAGAAUAUAAUGUGACAACUACUUGUAGAAUUAGAAACUUGGGCAAAUUGGUUAGAAUCCAACAUCAGUCCUCUAUGUCCCCAACACACAUCUAUGGUAUGUUUCACUUGCUAUUUUCUAUUAAGAAACAUCCCAAAUCCCCAAAUUAUGAAGAUGAUGAUAUUAUAGGGAGUUAUCAAGCUGUUAUAAACCCUUUUGAUAAAG
Molecule: messenger RNA, 1427 nt
Organism: Rubroshorea leprosula
Lineage: Eukaryota; Viridiplantae; Streptophyta; Magnoliopsida; Malvales; Dipterocarpaceae
Source: the annotation of a GenBank genome assembly